UAUAAUAAUUACACAUGAGUUCAAACAUAAUCAAUAAUCCAUCUGAAGCCUCCCUGGGAAUUUGGGAUGGAUCAGAUCAAGAUAUAGAAGAAGAGGAAUGAUCUCCUCAGGUUCCUAAACACACGAACCAGUUUAGAAAUCUGCUGAGGUAUAAUAAAGGAAGAGCUAAUAAAGAUGACUUCCAGGAAGACUCAUGAAUACAUCCGGGUUAUAGACAUAAGAAUUUGAGGUGAAGUAGAGGUAAACUUGACACGAGAGGUUCUAAGCAGCAGAUAAAAAGCAGACCUAAAAGGAAGCUGAAGGACUUCAAACCUAAUACGUAUGAUGCUAAGGCCUGUGCAACAAACACCACAAUAAGCCAAAGAGCCCAGGAUCACAGAAAUCUUGCCUCAUCUAAUGAUGAAAGAUUUGAUGGAUUAUGAAAGAGAUUAGGUCAAGAUUGGUUAGGGAGUGAGUUAGGGUUUAGAAAAAAUUCAUGGAAUUUAAUCAAGAUUAGUGAAAGCAAGAAAAGUAGAAGGAUAAACAAUGCGAUAGAAUUAAAUGAUAUAGAGCCCAAAGGACAAAACAAAGAUCAGGAAUGAAUUUAUAAUCAAGAGCUGUUACUAUUAUUUAUUUGACCAUUUUUCAUGAAUCACUCCUCAAAAAUUAUAUCUCCCUCAUGGAGGUUCUACAUGAUCUUUGAAGCUAGGAGUAACUAAAAGUAGCUCUAAGUGCGUGAAUAGACACCUUCCUGCUAGCUAUAGCUGAAAUUUGCAACCUCAGUCAUUUCUAAAUCAGCCAUAUUGUGAGUUUCAGUCAAAGAUAUUAUUUUGG
Molecule: messenger RNA, 813 nt
Organism: Moneuplotes crassus
Lineage: Eukaryota; Ciliophora; Spirotrichea; Euplotida; Euplotidae
Source: the annotation of a GenBank genome assembly